AUGGGCCUUGUACAAUAUGCCAUAUACGAUCGGACUCUGAAUCCAACAUGCAGAGCGUGUGACCAAGGGAUUUCGAGAUCGCCGGACGACAGCACAUAUUACGCCUCGCGAGUACAGACCCAGCUUUACCCAGGCUACCGCUCGAGGUCACGACGAGCCAACAGCUUGAGAAGCGCCUUGUCAGAAGGUUCGACACUGGUCGAUAUCAUUGAGAGCUCGAGCUCUUCCCGUGCCUACGCGAGGAGCGCUCGGCCAGCAUCGUCCAGGAUAAGCUACGAUGCCCCUAGGACAGUAUCUUCUAAGCCAGUUCUGAGUUCCAUAUAUUCGUCGGACACAGAAAAGCCGGAGUUUGGCUCAGGCCUACUUUCUCCAAAAUUAGAGAACGAGAGCUUCGACCUGAUCAAGGAAAAAGAGAAACUUUACAAGAGGCUCAGAAGGGCAGCGCGUUCGAAGAUAGAGUCGUUGAAGACGAAAAGCUCAAUGCGUCGAAAGACUUCAACUAGUCCUGUUGAUCGACAGCUACGAUUGAGCGAGAAACGGAAACAUAUUCGCCUUCUACGCUUGCAGCCUUGUGUCAAGGCGAGUGAUCCAAUCGUCUGUAAACUGGAACGAGUCUCCCUGCUUGGCUAUCAACACCCGUCCUACGACGCACUAUCCUACCGAUGGCAAGACGCUAGUCCACUGGUUAAGAUUGUCGUUGACGGUGUACAAACGUCUGUCUCGCCGACAGUGAUGGAAAUACUUCGGACACUUCGACGACCCGAUGAGUCUUGCCUCCUGUGGCUGGAUAGCUUGUGCAUCCGACAGCAAGAUACGAUUGAGAAAGAGAAGCAAAUCCGCCUGAUGCCAGACAUCUACCGCAAAUCGAAACGAGUGGUCGUGUGGUUGGGGGAGAACGUUGACGAAGUUCCUGGCGAUGUCAGCAGGUCACUACAGGCUAUUGACAUGAUCAACAGAGACAUACGUCGUGAGACGACACCCGAAGAGAGCAUGCAGGACAAGCUGUUCAAAGUCGAUGGAACUCGACAAGCAGCAGACAUGUCCAGUGAUGGCUACCGAUUGCUCUACGACGCGGUUCUCCCUUACUUCAACAGCGAAUGGUUCUCGAGGCGCUGGGUCGUCCAGGAGGUUGCUUUGGCUCCGAAAGGGGUCUGCUACCGCCGAGGCUUCCAGACUGAUCUUACGGAUGUCCUACGCGCUGCUGCAUGGUUUGUUUACAAGUAUAGAGACGAGGAUGUCCCGGAGCACCGAAACAUCAGACACGCCGCUACUAUCUUUCGAUAUGCCGAUCCAGAUUUCGCGUACUACCACAACAAGAAACACACCCUGACUCCUUGGGAUCAAUACCUGAAGCGGACGCCCGGCCAAGCUCGAUUCCGACAUCCUACGCUGUCUGUACUUCUCACCGAUUUGAGAGACCAAGACGCGUCCGAACCAAGGGAUAAGAUCUACGGUCUACUGAGUCUGACAGAAUGGACCUCCAAGGGCAAGAAAAUCCCCGAGUCGCUUCAACCAAAUUACAACAAGCCCGUGGCUGAGGUCUAUCGAGAAGCAACAAGAGAAGCUAUUCGCUCUGCUGGCAACCUUAAUGUGCUCGAGUGUGUCUCUCGACAUGAGGCGCUGCACCAAAAGCACUACAUGCGUGGGUAUGACAGAGACGAACUGCCUUGCUGGUGUCCACAAUGGGAUCGACCGUUCUCACAUGAUCGAGAUUCCUCUGGACUGGGUGCCCACUUCCGAGCAGAUGGUGGUCGGCCACUGCAGAUGGCGAAACCUGGCAGCAAUGCACUCCCAUCUGCUAUUCAACUUCAGGGAUUGUAUCUGGAUGAAGUUGUAAUCACCUCGACUGUCAUGCGGCCUGAUGUACUCUGCUGCCAGCCUGGGAUCCUACCGCAAGCUCAGGGACAUUUCUGGCCGACAGUAGUAGCCGAAAAGAGCGUGAGACAACGAUAUAUCAAGCAGGAAGGAGACGAGUCCUCACUCGCUGUGGCGCUCCUGAAAACGCUCGGCGCCGGCGCCGAGUUGCACGACACCGCCCAGGACGAAAGCCUCCUUGCCCCUGACAGCGAAGACUGGUCCUGGCCUCGGAAUCAACACGACAUCUUCAGUCGAAUGAACAAACCCGCCCUGGAGAAAGCCUGUCGCAACCGACGCUUCUUCGUCACGAAAAGCGGGUAUAUGGGUAUCGGGCCGAAGACAAUGAGGACUGGCAAUAAGCUCGUUCUGCUCUAUGGCGGCAAAUGGCCUUUCUUGCUGUUUCCUACGAUCGGCGACUACUACUACUUUGUUGGGCCUUGUUAUGUUCAUGGUAUUAUGCAUGGCGAGGCGUUGAAAGAGCAUGAGUCUGAGACGAAUCAGAGUCGGGUGUUUGAGAUUCGAUGA
Molecule: messenger RNA, 2382 nt
Organism: Zasmidium cellare ATCC 36951
Lineage: Eukaryota; Fungi; Ascomycota; Dothideomycetes; Mycosphaerellales; Mycosphaerellaceae
Exons: 1
Coding region: 1-2382 (793 amino acids)
Source: RefSeq, a predicted model, not a curated record